UCAAUUUGACAUGGAAGGUGACCCCACAAAUGUUAGCAAAGCGGUGGCAACAAAGUGUGGACGGAGCUUAAGCAGCCACACCUACAGACUACGAAAAAAAUACCUGAACCUUAAAAGUGCUAAGGGAGAGGAGUAUGCUAGAAGCCACCCACCGCCUGAAUGUGACCUCGAGAAAUGGAAAAACUUGAUUGACAAGAAGUGGAAUGAUACCAAUUGGCUGAAGCAAUCAAAUGCUAACAUUGACAAUAGAAAUCAAUUGAAGAUGAAGCAUAGGUGUGGGUCAAAAUCUCUCCCAGUUAGGGUACACGAGGCGACAAUUGCAAAUGGGGGCAAAUUGCCGGAGUUGCUAUGUGUUUACAAAUCUACACACUUUAAUGAUGUCACAAAGCAGUGGAUUUCUCCGGAGUGCGAAGAGAAUUAUGAUAAUAUGAUAAAGAUCCAAGCUGAACAUUGCUCCCAACCUGGUGUGGUUCCAAUUACUCCGGAGGAGCUAUCUGUGAAGGUGCUAAAGCCAAGGUCGAGAUAUGUUAAAGGACUCGGGUUGAGGCGUUCCUUCUCUGUCAGGACUACCAGUGCUUCGACUAACAGUGACUAUGUGAGGCGUCUAGAGAUGGAAAUACAAGAGCAAAAUGAGGAAAUUCAGUCACAAAAAGAGGAAAUUACAGCACAGAAACGUGAAAUUCAAGUACAAAAAGAGGAAAUUCAAGCACAAAAUAAAGAGAUAGGGAAGAUGAAUGGGUCGAUUGACGAGCAUUUUGAGAUCACAUCAAGCAUCAUGGAGUUUCUUAGGAAGCAAGGUUUCAAAGGACAAUUUAGAGGAUGAGGUAUCCCAUGAACUCGUACAUUGCCUUUUUGG
This is a messenger RNA of Camellia sinensis, 856 nucleotides long. The record is from RefSeq and is a predicted model, not a curated record. Lineage: Eukaryota; Viridiplantae; Streptophyta; Magnoliopsida; Ericales; Theaceae.